This is a messenger RNA of Microdochium trichocladiopsis, 2691 nucleotides long. RefSeq names its product fungal-specific transcription factor domain-containing protein. Bases 1 to 2691 code for a protein of 896 amino acids. The transcript has 5 exons. Gene Ontology annotation, molecular function: DNA binding; zinc ion binding; DNA-binding transcription factor activity, RNA polymerase II-specific. NCBI's taxonomy places the organism in Eukaryota, Fungi, Ascomycota, Sordariomycetes, Xylariales, Microdochiaceae. Gene Ontology annotation, biological process: regulation of DNA-templated transcription; DNA-templated transcription. The record is from RefSeq and is a predicted model, not a curated record.
AUGGAGGAUGGUCACCAGUCUCCAGUCCCCGGCAAUGCGCCGCGGCAUCGCUCCAUCUCCGAGAACCCUUCCGCAGGCAAGAAGCACGAAGACCCUAACAACUCUCCGCCCGACUCGUCGAACCCGGACACGGAGUUAGGCAGCGCGACGGCCAAGUCGUCGGCGGCGCAGGAGAAUCAGCCUAAGCGGAGGCGAGGCCUCGGCGUCGUGACGCCCAAUGCGUGUACAGAAUGCCGCACGAAGCGCGCCAAGUGCGACGGACGUAGACCCUGCGGGCGCUGCAGAUCCCAGAAAGACGUCGAAUGCGUGUACGAGGUACCUGUCCGCCAAUCGAAAGAGAGCCUACGCACCGAGAUCGACGCCCUACGUCGUGAGAAACGCCAGAGCGACAGCAUUCUCUCGGCCCUGCAUCGCCCCAACCUUGCGAACGAGGUCAUCCAGCGGCUUCGAACAGGACACAAAGUUGAGGACAUAGCAGGCUGGUUGAACAACUACCCGCCAGGUGAGGCACCUGGACCGGUCCCCAGUAUCAGCCAGUUGAGCAAUCUCUCCCGCACGAACGAGCCUAUGACCGGCAUCACGCUCCCUCCCCUUGGGGGCUAUCCCGGCAUUAUUGGGAGCCUGAGCAGUUUCGUCCCGUCCCCAGUCGCACCCGGUUCUAUUUCGAGUCAGCAUCACCACUCGUUCCGGCAGAGUCAGGAUUUGGGGACGAAUAGCCCCUGGGAUUUCUCAUUACAAAGCCAGGGUUCAGGGCGCAGCGACUCGUACGCAGACAGCAUGCAAUCGUCAGCGCAGCCGAGGAUGCCCAGAGUGGGAAACUGGAUCCAGUUGCACUCGCCAGCAGAUAGCGGACCGCGAUAUCCAGGUGUCGAGCAGGUCUCGGCAACACCAGGCGCCGGGCACUCGAGAACGACGCCCAGCACCUGGACACACGUGACACGCGAUGUCGCACUUGUACAGCAUCUUCUCGCGCUGUACUUUUGCUGGGAGUACCCGACUUUUGCGUCGCUCAGCAAGGAGCACUUCCUCACAGACUUCUGGGCCAACCGGCCUCGAUUCUGCUCGCAGAUUCUGGUCAACGCGCUGCUGGCACUCGGUUGCCGGUUCUCAACCCCUUCCUAUCCUCGCGCCGACCCCAACGACCCCUACACUUCGAGUGACCACUUCUUCCGGGAAGCUCUCCGGUUAUUCCACCAGGAGAAGAGUCAUCACACCUUGACCACAAUCCAGGCGCUCGGCAUCAUGUCUAUAAGGGAGGCCAGCUGCGGACGGGAUUCCGAGUCGUGCUACUACGCAGGGCAGAGCAUGCGCCUGGCGUUCGAGAUGGGUUUGCACUAUGUCGAUAACAACAGGGACGAGGACGAGGUUGUUGUGCAGUUGGCCACCUUCUGGGGGGCUUUCGCGCUGGAUCAGGCUUGGUCACUCGCGACAGGGUCUAUGCCGCAGAGCUCGAUGUACCCGCGCUUGCCGCCCAAACCCGCCAUUGUCGAUGAUGUGGAGGCGUCGCAGUGGAAGCCGUACACCGAUGAUGGCUCCGAUAACUUGGGCGCGCCGCUGCAGCCGUCGCGCGAGCAGCCGUCCAACGUGCGCUCCGUGUACAAGUGCUUCUGCGAGCUGAGCGAGCUGGUUCGCCAAUCGCUCUAUGUCCUCCACUCUCCAGGGAGGCCCGUGACAAGCAGAGACCUACUCAGUAGUUAUAUACAAUACCUGAACUGGUACGAGAGCAUACCAGAGGUGCUCCGGUUGGGGCAUAACUUUACCCCAGCUGUGCUCUUCGCACACAUGUACUACCAUUUCGCCAUACUACUGCUCUUUCGGCCCUUGAUCAAGCUACGCAUUAUCGGGUCGAGCAUCUCACCACGAGAUGUCUGCUCACAAGCAGCAGAUGCUAUCCAGAGUCUCCUGCGAUCCUACGCACAACUCUACACGCUAAGACGCACACCGUCAUUCGUGCCGUACUUCCUCCUCACCUCGUCCAUCAUGCAUCUGGCCCUCGGAGCCAAGACCACUGAUGGGCAGGACGCCGACGCCGACGCGAUGUCUCGCACACCCGGCACGACGAGCGAGGAGCGAUCCAACCGUGACCAGUUAAUCCGAUCAGAGUCUGAAACGGACAGAUCCGAGAAGUCAUCACGUGGGGGGAUGAGUCGUGGCGGGCACGUCGACGAACGGGCUGCGCAGGCACUCGCACAGGGUAUUGCCGACCUCGAGGAGAUGGCCCCGUGCCACAACUUUGCCGAGCGGGCACUGCACAUCCUGCGAUAUCUCGCGAAGAAGUGGAAGGUGGACAUCGACAUGCCCGAGAAGCCUGACAUGUCGCCAGGCGCCGCAGAGAGGCUCAUGAGGCCGAACACGAGCGUGCUCAACUUCUUCUCGCCCAACAUGAGCGAGGGCGACUUUGUGUGCGACUGGCCGGCCAAGUCGCCUAGGGCCGCUGUGAUGGCCAUGCCGAGCGUGGAGGCGCAGAUCGACGACCUGCAGAAGGUGAGAGGCAACAUGGGUCCCCCUUUGCAGCCGUCGCCCGGCACGAACGAGGCGGGCCUGCCGAUGAGGGGAGCGUCGUCGACGGGGCCGAUGGCGCACGCCGUGGUGAGCGUUGAGAACCCGCUCUUCUGGCCGUUCCCAAUGCAGGGGCGGCCCAUGCUGCCAGUGGGGAAGCACCUGGAGGAAGCUGGAUUCGCACAGCUGUGA